AUGUCACCUAGUUCAUCCAUACCAACAACACCAUCUCUCAAUAAUAGUAAUCCUACAUCUACAUCCGCUUCCCCUAAGAGCAAUAUACAUAGGGUUAACACAAACACUUCAAAUUCAAUGACACUUGUGCGAGAUAAAUACACCAUAGACAAUGAAAUAGGAAGAGGUUCGUUUGCCACCGUAUAUAAAGGUUAUAUAAAUCAUCCCGAUAGUAAAAAAAGAAAAACAGUAGCCAUAAAAGCCGUUUCUAAGAGUGCUCUACAAAAUAAAAAGUUAUUGGAUAAUUUGGAAGUGGAAAUCGCAAUUUUGAAAAAGAUUAAAAAUCCACAUAUUGUCAGUUUAAUAGAUUGCCAAAGGACCAGCACAGAUUUUUAUCUAAUCAUGGAGUUUUGCUCCUUAGGUGAUUUAUCCUUUUUAAUUAAAAGGAAAUCAGAUUUGAUUCAGCAACAUCCACUAAUGAAAACAAUAUUAGAAAAAUAUCCAAGUGGCAACAAAAAUAAUACCAGCAGCAAAAAUGGAGAUGGAUUAAACAAAGUUUUAGUUUAUAAUUACAUUAAACAACUAGCCACGGCUUUGAAAUUUUUACGCUCCAAAAAUUUAGUUCAUAGAGAUAUAAAACCACAAAAUUUGUUGUUGAGCGCUCCAUUUAUUGGAUACAAUACGCCAGAAGAAUUUCAUAAUAAAUUAAAAUAUGUUGGUAUUUAUCAUCUCCCCAUACUAAAGGUUGCCGAUUUUGGAUUUGCCCGUUUUCUACCUAAUACUUCUAUGGCUGAAACAUUAUGUGGUUCUCCACUAUAUAUGGCCCCUGAAAUUCUAAGCUAUCAAAAAUAUAACGCCAAAGCUGAUUUAUGGAGCGUGGGUGCUGUUCUUUAUGAAAUGUGUUGCGGCAAACCGCCAUUCAGGGCUAAUAAUCAUAUGGAAUUAUUGAAAAAAAUUAAGCAGGCUAAUGACGUAAUAACAUUUCCCAAGAUUGAAAGAGAAGAGAAAGAGGAAGGUCCAACUGGGAAUAAGGGUGAUGAACCAUUGACUUAUGCCAUGAAAGAAUUAAUUUGUGGCUUGUUAACCCGCGAUCCAUUGGAACGAAUGGGGUUUUCUGAGUUCUUCAGUAAUUCGAUAGUCAAUAUGGAUUUGUCUAUUUACGAGGAAGAAGAACAAAGGCAAAAGAGACAGGAUAAAUCUAAAGUUGAAGAGCAAAGCCAAAAAAUGGUAGAAAGUAAUUUAUUCAUUUCUGACUAUUUGAAUAAUGACAAUACAAUUGCAAAUAAACAGAACAAUACGAAUCUUUCGAUACCUGCGGACAGUCCUAAUCUUAAUGAUAAAGUUGAAAAGAAAAAUAACGAUAAGGAUAAACAACAUAAAAGGGAAACAAUUAAUGACAACCAAUUGAACGAUUCAGAUAUCGAAAAAGAAUAUGUUGUUAUAGAAAAAAAAUCAGUGGAAUUUAACGUGUUGGCAGAUGAAUUAGCCACUUUUAAAAAAAAUAAUAAGUUGAAUAUCCAACAUGAUAACAGUACUAACACUAGGCUAUCUUCAUCACCAAAUAAUAAUAACGUUGCUACUAACAUCAGAAUGCGUAGAUCUAGCAGUUCAUCUUCAAGAAGAUCAUCAUUUGAUCGUAGAAAAUUGUCUAUUUCGUCAUUAAAUCCAUCAAAUGCACUAAGUAAAGCUUUGGAAAUGGCAUCGUCAAGGUUGUGGGGUAAUAAUACCACUAAUAAUAUCAAUAAUAAUGGCAACAAUACCCUUAAACAAACAACAGGUCUGGGGACUUCACCAUACUCAGUAUCACCAUCAUCUUUAUUAGCAAAAUCACCUUCCAUCUACAACAACACACCCACCAACAAUAAAGAUCUAUCUAUUUUAAAUAAACAUAUGUUCAAAGAGCUAACUGAAAAUAUUAUAUUAGAUAAGAUAACUGUUAAUGACACCAUCAAUAGUGUGUCCACAAAUAAGGAACUAGUAACUACUGAGAGAAAAGGUAAUACCGAUAUUUUGAAUACUUUAGAAAUUUUGGCAGCCAAGGCAUAUACGAUUUAUUCAUUCGCAGAAGUUAAAACUUCGCAAUUAAAAUCAGAUUCAUUUUCUUCUGCACCAGAUUGUCAUUCGGGAACACAAUCCAAUCAAACCAAUAGUAAUACUAAAGUAGAUCCAAUCAAAGGUACGAGUUUGGAUCUAUUUGAUAACUUAGGGGUUGUUAUAAGCGAUGCUAAUGAUCAUAAUAACAAUGUUGGAAAUACUGAUAUCAUUGGAACUGUAAUGAGAAAUAGCGAUAUUGCCAACGCCAGUACCAAUAGAAAUUAUGAUAGCUGUGCUAUUGAGGAUAGUAGCGAUGAGGAAACAGACAAUGUUUAUAAUUAUGAAUAUAAUAAUAAUAAUAAUAAUAAUAAUAACAAUAAUCGCAAUGCUAUUAUAACUAAUGCUACCCCAAUUACUACCGAUUUACAUAUAAAUUCCUUAUCCAUAAGAGAAAGAUAUUCUGUAUCUAUGGAGGCUUUGAUGUUGUAUUUGAAGACCCUAAGUAUUUUAGCAAAAUCCUUAAAAAUUACGUCUAACUGGUGGAAUAAACACAGCAAUGGUGCAUUGGAAAAUCAACAUGAACAAGGACAUCAGAAGGGACACGAUGGACAUAAUGGGAAUCGUAAUGUUACAUCUGGCGACCAUAUUAUUCGUACCGAGAGCAGUGUUACUGUCACUUCUAAUAAUAUUGAUGUCAACAACAACAAUAAUAACAACGACACGAUAUUACAUUUGAAUUUAAUGGUUCAAUGGCUAAGGGCUAAAUUCAAUGAUUGUUUAGAAAAGGCGGAGACAUUGAAAAUGGAUAUACAAAGAAUGAACGGUUUGGCCACUAAAAACAUCAAAUUAGAUGAUAUUCAUGUCAUUGUAGAAAAAUUGAUAUACGAUAGAGCUUUACAAAUUUCCAAAAUCGCAGCCACUGCUGAACUACAGGGUAAAUUUUGGAGUAAUUGCGAGCUAUCUUAUGCUACUAGUUUAUGGAUGUUGGAAACUUUAUUAGAUGAAUAUGAGGAUUUUGAUACUGCUUUGAAUACUGAUGGCGCCAACAAUGGUGAUGAUGGUGGCACCAGCAAUAACAACGACUCUAAGAUUGGUAUAAAAUUAGAUGAUCACGAUAGGGGUAUGGUUGAAAAAUACAUUGUAAGUAUUUCAAAAAGAUUAAAAGCCUUAAAAAGAAAAAUUGACAUGUGA
This is a messenger RNA of Saccharomycodes ludwigii, 3204 nucleotides long. It is a transcript of the gene ATG1, whose product is annotated as serine/threonine protein kinase ATG1. Gene Ontology annotation, biological process: peptidyl-serine phosphorylation; autophagosome organization; protein autophosphorylation. Bases 1 to 3204 code for a protein of 1067 amino acids. Gene Ontology annotation, molecular function: ATP binding; protein serine/threonine kinase activity. The record is from RefSeq and is a predicted model, not a curated record. Lineage: Eukaryota; Fungi; Ascomycota; Saccharomycetes; Saccharomycodales; Saccharomycodaceae. The transcript has a single exon. Gene Ontology annotation, cellular component: cytoplasm; autophagosome.